Paramecium octaurelia is the source of this 1148-nucleotide messenger RNA. The record is from the annotation of a GenBank genome assembly. NCBI's taxonomy places the organism in Eukaryota, Ciliophora, Oligohymenophorea, Peniculida, Parameciidae.
AUUAAUUAAUGUUCAGCCUUUCACCUAUUGUUCAGAAAUCUUAUCAAACCAGCUCUUUUUCCUAUGAAUAAUAGAUGGAUGAUAUGACCUGCAUUGUUGACAAUGGAGUAUCAGGAUCAAUAUAUCUAGGAAAUAUUGAAUCAGCUUGUAUGGAAUAGUUAUUAAAAUAUAAUUUUAGCUAGCCUUGAGAAUCUGAGAAGACACAGAAUCAAUGGUGUUUUAUCAAUUUGUAUGAAUAAGAUACCAUUCGAAGUGCAAACGCAAUUACAAAAUUAUCAACAUAUAUAUUUGGAGGAUUGUGAAUCUGAAAAUAUUAGCAGACAUUUUGAUAGCAGCAACCAAUUCAUUGAAAGAGCCAGAGAAAGUGGGAAUGUGUUGGUUCAUUGUAUGGCUGGCAUUUCAAGAUCAGCUACUCUUGUUGCAGCAUAUUUAAUGAAAAAAAAUAAUAUGAGCGCUCAAGACGCCUUAAGAUUGCUAGAAAGAAAAAGAUGGCAAGUCUAUCCUAAUAAUGGAUUUUUAAGACAAUUGCAACAAUACGAACGAGUAUUACAAUAAAAAACUAAUAAGAGUGACAUUAUGGAGUUUUCACCAUUAAAGGAAUCUUUAUUAAAAAGGUAAAUAUCUUUAUUCAAAAUUAGCAAGUAAUUUUAAACUCCAACCAAGGAAAUCUCAUUCAUGAAUAAAUAUGAAGAAAAACAAUUAUACUCUUCUGGAAUUAAAACAAGGCCUCUUGAUGAUAUUAAAUACGAGAGUUAUAAACGCAAAUCCGUAGGUGCAGAUGUCUAUAGUAGUCCAGAACCAUCAUAAAAAAUACAGUUUUCACUCACCAAUCACAGACCUAAUUCAGCCAUUAGGACUUCUCCAGAUUUGAUCAGAAAGAAGAAUUAUUUAUAAGAUGCAAGUAAAUGUUUUAAUUUAAUUUUGCAGUUCAUGGAAGCAAAAAGGAGGGAUUAGCUUCUCUAGCAUUAGAAUUGAAUUCCUUGGAUUGGUAGAACAGAAAAUAAGAUUUUGGAAAUAAGUUUGCCAAACAAAUGACUCAACCCUCCAGCAAGACAUUUGUUUCUCAGAAUAAACCAUUAUAAUUAAAUUAACAUUAAAGUAAACUGGAUGAAUUAUUAAAUGCCUUUAACAGGAAACCAAUACUUUGA